Orbilia oligospora ATCC 24927 is the source of this 741-nucleotide messenger RNA. RefSeq lists its product as uncharacterized. The transcript has 3 exons. The coding region runs from base 1 to 741 and encodes 246 amino acids. The record is from RefSeq and is a predicted model, not a curated record. Lineage: Eukaryota; Fungi; Ascomycota; Orbiliomycetes; Orbiliales; Orbiliaceae.
AUGCCGGAGGAAUCCGAUCCUACUCACCCCCCAUCAUCGGUCCCUCCGACAUCCUCUUCCACCAAACAAUCUCCACCUCCCAUCGACACUACAUCUCCAAGAACAUCCAUAGUCAGGCCCGAAUCCUCUAUAAUCGCUACGACCCCAUUAGCAAUGGAAUCUGCCAUGCGAUUCGAAGAAGAGGCCAGGAAAUCCCUCCACUUGGCGUCUACGUCCAACCCUCCCGUUGAUGGAACCCAGGAAUCUACAUCCGCCUCUGAAGAUAAUGCUAUUACAUCCUCUCUGGGACUACCGGAUUCAUCAACAUCAGAAGAAGAUCCCUCACCCGGAAUCGUCAUCACUUUGUUAAUAUUAUCCGGCGCACGUUCGACGUUUACAUUGAAUCCUGGCUAUAUCAAGAGGCACAACGUGCCCCAUGAAGAUGCAAUGAUGAUGACAGUAUACAAUCUCAAAGAAUGCAUCUGGAGAGAUUGGAAAGAGGAAGAAUUAAUGACUAAACAACCUGCCAGCCCACAUCUGAUACGUCUGAUAUUGCUGGGUAGGCUGCUCGAGGAUAAGAGCUUACUAAAAGACUGUCGGCUUCAACUCGAAUCACCUAAUGUCGUCCAUCUCAGUUUACGACCUGCCGAUAUUGCGGAGGACGAAGUUACAACGAAGAGUGGCAAAUUUACCGGAUUCAAUGGGAACAAUGGAAGAACAGGCGAAAGACCAAGUCCUGGCUGCAGAUGCGUCAUAUUAUAA